Messenger RNA from Trachemys scripta elegans, 2013 nucleotides. RefSeq names its product Tctex1 domain containing 1 (gene DYNLT5). Gene Ontology annotation, molecular function: dynein intermediate chain binding. Lineage: Eukaryota; Metazoa; Chordata; Testudines; Emydidae. The transcript has 5 exons. Gene Ontology annotation, cellular component: cytoplasm; cytoplasmic dynein complex. Bases 288 to 815 code for a protein of 175 amino acids. Gene Ontology annotation, biological process: microtubule-based movement. The record is from RefSeq and is a predicted model, not a curated record.
CAAUCAGCGGUAGAAGGGGGCGAGCCGAGCCGGCCCGGAUAGAACCCGGCUCCCGCACGGUGCCCCCGCCCCGCUGGCCGGGGUAAGCCCCUCUCCGCCGUGUCUGGGCCGGGCCCAGGGUGGGAGCCGCCCCCGGCAGGAGGCCCUGGAGGGGCGUGUUUGGCCGUAACCCUGGAAACCACCAGCAGCCGCCGCUUGUUUGGCAAGUGGCACUUCGGCUGCGGCCGGGGCCACCUGUAUAUUUCAGGGUCUCUAUCCUACUAUGUACAUUCUCAGAUUUAAUAGACAUGUCGGACAUAGCUAAGGAUAAGGCAGCACGCCUGCUAAAGAAAAGAGGCAGCGUAUCCUCUCUAAGCAGUCAUGAAGUAAGAGCAAAAGAAAUCACUGGAAAAAACAAAGACUCCAUGAGUACAGUAUCUUAUAUGGAUGAACCUGGCCAUGAUAUUCCUCGUCUUUCCAUUCAGUUGGAGAACACUUAUCAGCUGGGUCCUGCAAAACGUUUUCCAGUGGUCACAGUAAAUAAUAUUUUGAAGGAUGUGCUGACUAAUUAUCUUCAAGAAGAAAAAUAUGAAGCAGAGCUAUGCAGACAAAUGACCAAGACCAUCUCUGAGGUUAUUAAGGCUCGGGUAAAAGACCUUAUGAUACCAAGGUACAAAAUUAUUGUGAUUGUACAUAUUGGACAACUAAAUGAACAGAGCAUGCGAAUUGGAAGCAGAUGCAUUUGGGAUCCUGCGAGUGAUACAUUUUCAUCGUAUGCUUUCAAAAAUACUUCCCUGUUUGGUCUUGCAAAUGUCUAUGCUGUUUAUUUUGAAUAAUGAAAAGCUCUAGUUUAUCAGUGGAAGAAAAAUAUCUAACUUACCAUGUUUAUAUUGUAGAAAAACUGUUAGAAGACAGUCAGUUUACAUUUGUUUUAAAAUGGGGGAAAUAAGCCUUUCAGUGGUAAAUGUAAUAAUCAUGCACACUUAAACCAUUUUCUACUCUUGCUACUUUCCACAGGAAAUGAUUCAUACUAAAAUGACAUUUUGCACCUGACUCUUUAAUUGUUUUUUAGAACCACAUAUCACUGUAUUAACUUGUAUCAUUGUUAUUUGCUCUAAUUAAAUCCUGGUCCUCAGUUUCAGUCCCAAGUAAAAGGGCUUUGUGCAUAAGGCCAAUAUGGGAUUUGCAGAAGUAAAAAAAAUCCUUCCCUUCCACCCUCAUCUUGGAGUUAAAAUGUUGGGCAGCUGCACAACCAUGUCAUGAGCUCUGACCAGUACCCUAAAAGGUUUUACAAGUGGGAGAUCCACACAACUCAUUGUCUUCAGCCCUCCUCUGGCAGAGGAACUGUCCAUGUCCACCCCCUUCUCAUGUGGCAUCUCUGGCUCAAUUUCCCCAAUGGAGUCUUCAGCACAUUUUAGUUAUGGAUGUGGUUUAGGCCUCUUGCCAAGUCACUGAGGAAGAUCUACCCCUUCCAUGUUAGCGAAGUCCCCAAGUCAAAGUCCAACGUAAACACAAACCACAAGAAUCUUUGGCCUUCUGGGCUCAAAUUUCAUCCCCCUUCCUUUCGCGCAGAUCCCAGCUGUAGCAGCUUGUCUUCACCACCACCAACAGGUUCCUGGUAACAAAUUAAACUGUCCUUCCUGGUUGGUCCCCAAGUAAGAUGGCUUUCUGCUUUUAACUGCCCUCUCCAUGCCUGACAGCUCUUGCAGGUGAAGCAGGGUGGGGCCAAUUACAUAUACCCCAUCAGACCUUCUUUCCUUUCCUCCUGCUCCUAUUUCCAGUGUUGCAGAACUGUAGAUGUUCCACUGUUUGUUUGGGGUUUUUUGUUUUUGCAAUGAGAGGAUUUUGGCCCUUAACUAGUAAGAAUUAAGAGCUCUGAGGAAAAUCUGGAUAAGAAUCAUGACAGGUAACAACAGUUAAUUAUGUUCAGAAAUGUUUUAUUGUACUGUAAGCAGCAAUGUGUCUAAUCUGUGGUAUGUAUAUGAAAUUCCGUUUCCAUUUUACUUAUAAUAAAGUAAAUUUAAUUAGUUAAAA